GACAGUCUGUUGUUUUGUUUUUACAGGUCUUGCAUCGACCGAUAAUUUCAAUUUCUAUAAUACGAUUUUUCACGGUUUCUUACAAUUUCUGGCAUAGGUUCAACAGUGAAACCGUUGCUGGUAAAAUGUCUCUGCUAUGUAACACCGGUGAUUGGUACACGCUGGGUCAUGGUAACUCGUACAGGAAAAUCGACCUGUACACAAUGGAUUGGCCGGCCAGCAUCAAUCUGGAACAGAUGGCGGUACAUGCGGCUUCCUAUGGGGGUCCCAUCGCGCUGGUUAAGGACUUUAAGCAGUUCAUUAAACUAACCGGCACAGGAACGACAAAACCGAUGGUUCGCAUUUUCAAUUGCGCCGGAAAACUGAUCUCGUCCAUCACCUGGGACAACGGUAACCUGGUCUGUAUGGGUUGGUCCGAUGCGGAAGAAUUCCUGUGCGUGCAGGAUGACGGGUUCGUGUGGAUCUACGACAUGUUCGGUAACUUUCAGCACAAGUUCAGCAUGGGCAAAGACGUAACUGAGGUGAUCGAUGCGAAGAUUUUUGCCUCAAGCUCGGGAACGGGAGUGGCGGUGAUUACGGCUAGUUAUAAAAUUUACAUCGUAAACAGUAUCAAAGAUCCGAAAUCUCGCCCACUGUCGGAAUUAUUGACCAUACCCAGAGAUCUAACGUGUUGGGAAUUGGUGUCGCAGGAACGUAAUACGUGCUGUCUGCUCGCUAGGGACACCGAAAUAAUGUUGGCUCGUCAUGGAGAUAGUGCUCCCAUGACCCAUAUCAUUACUAUGAAAGCUGAGUUUUCUAGCAUCGUGGCAAUAGCCGUUUCCUUCAAUCAUCGCCAUCUAGCGAUCUACACCAAUACCGGCAUGCUUUGGCUUGGGUCUUCGGAUUUAAAGUCAAAGUACUGUGAGUUUUCUACUGGACGCAGUGAACGACCACAGCAAAUUAUGUGGUGUUGUGACCCUGACGGACAAGCCGUCGUCGUUAGUUAUCCUUCGAUGGUUCUGGUUGUGGGAACGACUGGCGAUUCCAACAUCUACACCUACGAUUCCCCGACCGUACUGAUUCAGGAAAUGGAUUCGGUUCGAAUUCUUACCAACUCGUACCACGAAUUGAUUCAGAGAGUUCCUAGAUGUACGAGUAACAUCUUCGGAAUCAACAUAUCCGAACCUGCGAGCUUCCUGUUCGAGGCACAUCGGAAGUUUCAAGAACGGAGUCAUCAAUCCGACGAGUACCUGUGCUUGAUUCAGAACCGCUUGAAGGCUGCAGUCGCUGAGUGUGUGGAAGCUGCCGGUCAGGAGUUUGAUCCGCACACACAGAAAAGCUUGAUUCGUGCGGCUUACUUCGGAAAAGGUUUCCUGCCCGGCUUCAGUCCCGAUAAUUAUAUCGAUAUGUGUCGAAUUUUGCGAGUGCUGAAUGCUCUCCGGGAUCGCAACGUUGGAAUGCCGCUGACUCUCAGACAAUUCAACUAUCUUCAACCACUGGUCAUUCUGGAUCGGUUGAUCUUCCGUAAGCAUUAUGCGCUGGCAAUUCAAAUUGCGAAACACCUGAAAUUGCCGGAGUCUCGCAUUUUAGAGCACUGGGCGUAUCAUAAAAUUGUACACGAUAAAAAUGAAGACGAGGUUGCCCGCAAAAUUUCGGAGAAAUUUCUGUCGCAUCAAACACUCGAACGAAUUUCAUUCGCCAACGUUGCCAAAAAAGCCCAACAGGUUGGGAAGACAAAGCUGGCAAUCACACUGCUGGAGUUGGAACCGAGAAAAGGUCUUCGGGUGCCGCUACUGCUUAAGCUCGGUGCCAACGAAAAGGCCCUAGUGGCUGCGACCCAGUCGGGCGAUACGGAUCUGAUCUACAUGGUGAUUCUGGAAAUGAAAAGUACUACGGCUCUAGCAACCUUCCAGAUGAUCAUCAGACGCUUCCCACUGGCUCAAAAUCUGUACAAAAAGUACUGCCAAGCGAACAGUUUAUCGACACUGAAGGACAUUUACUCACAGGAAGAUGACUUCCAGUCACAAGCGGAGCUAGCUUUACGCGAGGCGAUUGAGAUCAAUAACGUGGAGGUUUCCAUCCCGGAUAUCAGUGGAAACUACAAGAAGGCUAGCAAAACUUUGGAAACGGAAGCUUGCGAUGAGACCAAGAAACUUAUGAAACAUCAGAAGGAUAUCGAUCAGAAACAUCAGAAACGACUUUACGGAAAGCCACUUCACACGACGAUUCGACAACUGCUGAUCCUGGGUGACAUCAAAGGCGCCGAACGGUUGAAGAGUGAGUUCCGGGUGCCAGAUCGGCGCUACUGGUGGCUUCGAAUUCAGGUUCUCGCCCAGCAGUUCCAGUGGGAUGAACUGGAGAAGUUUGCCAAAGCAAAGAAAAGUCCCAUCGGUUACGAACCGUUCGUUGAGGUGUGCCUCGGUCAGAGCCGACCGGAUGAAGCGAAAAAGUAUCUGCCACGGUGCAGUGAGGAGAACAAGUUCAAAUGGUAUUUGCGAGCUGGAUUGCACGUCCAGGCCGCUAUGAUUGCGUACGAACAGAAGGACAUCGAUAGUUUGCUGAAAAUUUACGACUACUGUUCCAACGAUUCGGCACUGACGGCCAAGGUCGAAGCUCUGAUCGGGCAGCUGUCGUCGAAGAAGUGAACCGAUGUGGUUAGGGAAAUGAAUUUGUUAUGCAAAUGCAAUAAGAAUCAUAUUUAGACCAUUAAAAUUAUAUACAUUCAA
Molecule: messenger RNA, 2705 nt
Organism: Malaya genurostris
Lineage: Eukaryota; Metazoa; Arthropoda; Insecta; Diptera; Culicidae
Gene: Vps16A
Product: vacuolar protein sorting-associated protein 16 homolog
Exons: 6
Coding region: 126-2624 (832 amino acids)
Biological process (GO): intracellular protein transport; endosomal transport; vacuole fusion, non-autophagic
Cellular component (GO): HOPS complex; lysosomal membrane; endosome
Molecular function (GO): actin binding
Source: RefSeq, a predicted model, not a curated record